This is a messenger RNA of Opisthorchis viverrini, 1529 nucleotides long. RefSeq lists its product as hypothetical. The record is from RefSeq and is a predicted model, not a curated record. The transcript has 12 exons. Gene Ontology annotation, molecular function: transmembrane transporter activity. Lineage: Eukaryota; Metazoa; Platyhelminthes; Trematoda; Opisthorchiida; Opisthorchiidae. Gene Ontology annotation, cellular component: brush border membrane. The coding region runs from base 1 to 1440 and encodes 479 amino acids. Gene Ontology annotation, biological process: transmembrane transport.
AUGUGGACCCGAGGACUCAAUUCGCCAAUGGCUAAUGACACUGGCAGACAUGACCCAAUCGCGCAGUCGGUGACGCACUUGCAUCAGAGCCUUACGAAGAACCUGGAUACCGUCGUUGUGAUACGCUUUCCAGGAUUGGGUCCACCCUCACUAACAUCAAUGCACUGGUCUUCGAUUUCCGCCAUAUUCGUUUAUCUGCUAGCCGAUGUUAUCGCAUUUAGCAUCAUUUUGCCAUGGUUUCCUACGAUUUUCGCAGCAGAUAGUCAGGACGUUUUUCACACUUCACUUAGACGUGUUUCCGAAACUAUAAACUCACUGCUUUCUAUUGAUUUAAAAUGGAAUUCAGCUAUUUUUGGUGCAGUGACGUCAACUGCCGCAGUUGCACAGUUCUUCUCCUCUCCAUUCGCCGGUGCUCUAUCUGAUGUGUAUGGCCGUAAGCGCAUUCUGAUAUCCCUACAGGCCCUCAGCAUUCUUGCCUAUCUACUAUGUGCCCAAUCUGCCUUCUCCUACCCGCUGUUUGCUGUAAGCCGACUGUUGUGCGGGAUCACCAGAGCGAAUGUCGCCGUCCUAUCAGCACUAAUUGGGGACCAAUGUGGCCCAGACAUGCGUACAAGAGCCAUGACGCUAGUCGGGGCUGCCUACAGCGUGGGAUACACCUUAGGCCCCCCAACAUCUGUUGCGAUCAUGGGACGCCUGAUGGAGAAACCGGUGGCCUCCAAACUGUUGCAGUAUCUAGGAUUAAGUGCGACCAUACUCGAAGCAUUCGGGCUUUUGGUGAUAGUCGCUUGUGUAUCUGAGCCUGAAGUGAAGCACCGCAACAGGCCCGUACAACUUGAUACAACGUUUCGUCUUCUUGAUCCACGAAACCUGUUCAGUUUUCAGGUCAUUAAUCGCCUAUGGCAAUGGAGCAUCAUAUGGUUCGUCUUCCUUCUGAUUUUCUCCGGUCUCGAGUCGACUGUGCUGUUUCUCACCCGAAGUCGGUUCGGUUUUACGGGCCGAGAUCAAGGACACAUCUUUCUGUUUCUCGGAAUUGUGAUGCUCAUCGUCCAAGGAGGCUUGGUUCACCGAUUCCGACACGGGAAUGAAGCAAAAGUCAGUAGCCUGGCAAUUUUUGUACUUGCGCUGGCAGCAUUGAUUAUUGGAACUGCACAGCUGUGGUGGGUAUUCUAUAUUGGGCUGGCAUUCUGGGGAUUUUCGUCCGCUUCAUUCAUGCCCACAUUCAAUGGAAUGGUGUCAUUACAGACAGGCCCGGAACGACAGGGUCAAGUCUUGGGUGUUUUCCGUUCUCUGAAUGCGUUGGCACGUGCAGUUGGACCAUUUUUGUUUUCCCUGGUGUUUGGAGUUGCUGGACCAACAUACAGUUACGUGAUCGCGGCUGCAUCUUUGAUAUGUAUCGGUGUGCACUACGUCAGAACGAAUACGUUGCUGAAACAAAAUUGACUGACGGUGCGGUGUCAUCUGGCAGACCACUGUCUGUGAUCGCUCUUCUUCUAUGUUCAUCUGCUUUCUGUGUUCGGGUUUUGUGGAGC